AACCCUAAAAAUCCUAUGCAUAUAGGUAUUUUUUCUGUUUUUAUUUUUGCAAGCAGCAGCUCCAUAUCCAUUACAGAAAGAAAGGUGCAGACCAACUGGUUAACAUGGGGGCAUAUACAUACGUGUCGGAGCUAUGGAGGAAGAAGCAAUCCGAUGUGAUGAGGUUUAUGCAGAGAGUUAGGUGCUGGGAGUAUCGUCAGCUGCCUUCUAUUGUCCGGGUCACUCAUCCUACCCGACCCGAUAAGGCUCGUCGUAUGGGUUACAAAGCCAAACAGGGUUAUGUCAUCUACCGUGUGCGUGUCAGGCGUGGUGGACGAAAGAGGCCUGUUCCAAAGGGUAUUGUUUAUGGAAAACCUACUAACCAGGGUGUGACUCAGCUGAAGUUUCAACGUAGCAAGAGGUCCGUUGCGGAGGAAAGAGCUGGAAGGAAGUUGGGAGGCCUUAAGGUCCUCAAUUCAUACUGGCUUAAUGAGGACUCCACUUACAAAUAUUUUGAGGUGAUCUUAGUCGAUCCUGCCCAUACCAGUAUCCGUAAUGAUCCUAGGAUCAACUGGAUCUGUAACCCAGUGCACAAGCACAGGGAGCUUCGUGGUCUAACGUCUGCUGGUAAGAAAUACCGAGGACUCCGUGGAAAGGGACAUUUGAACCACAAGCAACGUCCUUCGAGAAGGGCUACUUGGAAAAGGAACAACACCCUUUCCCUUCGACGUUAUCGUUGAAAACUUUAUGCAUGUUUUAUGGUGGUUUCAUCUAUCAUCAGCUUAGACUUAAAAUCUUUUGUAAGGAUAUUAAUCUAUGUGGCUUGAGACAUGAGAUCUUUCUUGAAAUUUUGAUACUUGCUUCUGAUUGUCUGUAUCUGAGUUGCAGCAACAUUUCGAUAAUGUUAUGGAAUGGUACUUAAUGCCGGUUUUCUUUUUAGAGUCAA
Messenger RNA from Erigeron canadensis, 925 nucleotides. Its product is annotated as 60S ribosomal protein L15-like. The coding region runs from base 105 to 719 and encodes 204 amino acids. The record is from RefSeq and is a predicted model, not a curated record. Gene Ontology annotation, biological process: cytoplasmic translation. Lineage: Eukaryota; Viridiplantae; Streptophyta; Magnoliopsida; Asterales; Asteraceae. Gene Ontology annotation, cellular component: cytosolic large ribosomal subunit; ribosome. Gene Ontology annotation, molecular function: structural constituent of ribosome; RNA binding. The transcript is spliced from 4 exons.